Messenger RNA from Nanorana parkeri, 1815 nucleotides. RefSeq names its product rho guanine nucleotide exchange factor 3-like. Gene Ontology annotation, molecular function: guanyl-nucleotide exchange factor activity. Gene Ontology annotation, biological process: positive regulation of Rho protein signal transduction. The record is from RefSeq and is a predicted model, not a curated record. Lineage: Eukaryota; Metazoa; Chordata; Amphibia; Anura; Dicroglossidae. Bases 225 to 1754 code for a protein of 509 amino acids. The transcript is spliced from 12 exons.
CCGAGGUAACGAGCCAGCUACUGACAGGAAGUGAUGUUGAGUAUCAUAUCGAACCAUGACAACUACCUAUGACAGGAAGCUUUAGCCACAGGGAGGAAAUGAGAGAACAGCUUCGGAAGAGCUGAGGGGGCACACAGCAUUCAAGAUGAAUUUAGAGUUAUAGAGACAACCUUCAGUAUGAAGACCGGGGGGGACCAUUUUUGCUGGCAACUGCAGUGAAAACCAUGGACGGAGGUGAAAAGCCCCACGAUUUCCUUGAGGAAGAUGGCGACGCUUGGGCUCCAGUACAGCGAGAGCGCUCCUUUACCACUGGGUCACUGUCUGAGAGCUCGGGGCUGAAAAGGAGGAAACAUGGAGACAAUUUACCAGCCCAGGUCACAGAUGAAAAGGAACCCAGUAACAAGAGGGUUAAGCCUGUCGCCAAGUCAUUAUUGACCAAUAGUACACCGCAGCAAAUGAAAGUCACCCCACUGAAGAAACUCAGCUUAUCCAUCCAGCGUUCUAUAGGCUACUGCAAUGACAACCGUCUUUUCAGCUUUUCCCCACGUACGCGGAGUAGAGAUUCAGCAUCAGCUAAGAAGAGAAGCAGCAAGUUGUGGAGUGAGACCUAUGAUGGUGCACGGGAGGAGCUGUCUGCCCGGGAGAUCAAACGUCAGGAGGUGAUCUUCGAGCUGAUGCAGGGGGAGCACAUGCUGAUAGAAGACCUCAACCUGGUCAAGAAGAAUUACUAUGAGCCCAUGCUAAAACUGGCAAUCAUGAGUGAAGAGGAGCUGAAGCAGAUAUUUGGCAUCCUGAACACUUUGCCCUCACUGCACCAAGAUCUCUUGGACCGCCUGAUGAAGUUACGCCGUGAGGAUGGAACGGUGGAUCAAGUGGGGCCAACAAUGCUGGAUUGGCUUCCUUGUCUCCAAUCCUACAAGACUUACUGCUGUAACCAAGUGUCUGCCAAGGCCCUGCUGGACCACAAGAGGAGGAGCCAGGCCGUACACAACUUUCUACAGCUAUGCCAGGAAUCGGCCUUCAGCCGUAAACUAGAUGUGUGGAGCUUCCUCGACCUGCCCCGGAGGCGGCUGGUGAAAUACCCGCUUCUGCUGAAGGAGAUAUUAAAGCACACGAUGGUGGAUCACCCGGACCAUGGACCCCUCAGCCAGGCUGUGAGUGUCAUCCAGACCAUUAUAAGCCAGAUAAACAGCAAAGCUGGGGAGGCAGAGUGUGAAUAUUACAAGAAAAGGUUAACCUAUCUGUACGAGAGUCAGAACGAAGAGGACGUGUCACUUUCUCGGAUCCUGCACUGCCAUGGAGAGCUGAAGAGCAACAAAGGCCAAAGGCUUCACGUAUUCUUGUUUGAGAGCAUCUUGGUCUUCACGCGCCUAGUUACCCACAAUGAUCAACCUCAGUUCCAGGUCUAUCGUCAGCCCAUCCCUCUACCAGAGUUGGUGUUGGAGGACCUCCCUGAUGGUGAAGUGCGAGUUGGUGGCUCCAUCCGAGGAGCUUUUACUGCGGCCAAUGAAAAAGCCAAAAACUUUUUCCGGGUGAGUUUCCGGGACAGAUCAAGAGGACAAGCUCACACUCUACAAGCUAACGACUCGUUCAACAAACAGCAGUGGGUCAGCUGUAUACGACAGGCCUUGGUGGCAAGCAGAGAGCAAAGGAGUACCCGCCUCCAGGCACAGGAGAAUUCUGGUACUUUUAUAGACAUUUCUGACCUGAGCCUCAACUGCUACGAGGACAGCAACAAGAUGGAGGACAAGUAAAAGGUGGAGAGGCAAUUGCGCCACUCUGGUAUGGAAAUGUGGUCAGUAAGAGACAAUCUGA